Molecule: messenger RNA, 1427 nt
Organism: Achroia grisella
Lineage: Eukaryota; Metazoa; Arthropoda; Insecta; Lepidoptera; Pyralidae
Product: transmembrane protein 179
Exons: 7
Coding region: 151-801 (216 amino acids)
Source: RefSeq, a predicted model, not a curated record
ACUCUGUGCAGUGUGUGAUUUUUCAAUAUAAAUAUUUCCCAUUUUGUUUGUGAUGAAAUUGUCAUAAUAGAACUACAGUAAAUACGGGCAAUUAUCUUUAAUAAAAUCAGAAAGAAGAGUUUCUGUUCAUUUUGAAGUGUGGCGUUAGAAAUGGCGUUAACCAAUGUACUUUUGUUGAGUCAGAUAGCGGCCUAUGUGAUCGGGUUCAUCCUGUCUCUUUGUAUUAUCGUACCUUUGAGUAUGCACCAGGACGAGUUCAGCGGUCACUGCCUGCUGUUUUGCGACAUGUCAUGUGGUUGGAAUAUAUCUUUAUCUUUAUAUGUCUGCCUGGUGCAAAUGUACAGAUUGUCAAGAUUCAUGUACAAGGGCCUGGACAGCUCGUUCCUGUCGGCGUUCAUAGAGGCGGUGGGCUGCGUGAUGCUGUGCGGGCUGACCGUCUCCGCCGCCGUGAUGGUCACCCUCGGCUUCAUGACCUGGUGCCAGAACAUUGUGGAGCGGUUCCCAAGUUGCGAGGACGCUGCCGGUCAAAAUAUAGACAGCAAGGACAAUAUCUCCACUAAUGGAUUCUAUGUAGAAAUUGGGACAGCACAGUUCGGAGUGUGGGGCGCAUUCGCGACGUGGGUGGGCCUGGCGGUGUUCUCGACGCUGAAGGUGUGCCGCUACCACCAGCUCGAGAACAUCCAGGUGUCCAUGUACCGCGAGCGGCAGCGGCUCGUCAACGAGAACGAGGCCCCGCCCGCAGCCGCCCACGGAGACCUGGAGCCCGAGGGGCGCUCCACGCCGCCGCUGCGAGCCUCCUAGACGCUCAUUGUGCUGAUCUGGUGAAACUUUAUUGAAUCGGGGUCCGGAGCUCUGGCAGUGGCGUCGAUAACUGCAGAAUGAAUGUGAUAUUACUUAAUCCCAUAAUUAUAAGUUUUCACUUUUUAAAUGCCAUCUCAUUUUGCAAGGCAACAGUUUUGAAGCCAAUGUGAUUGUUAAUGAAAUAAUAGACAGCCUCGGUGGUCUAGUGGUUUAGCACACCGCUUUACUAUCCGAUGGUCGUGGGUUCGAUUCCUCGCACGGUACAAACAUUUGUAUUCAUGAGUAUGUAUUGUAUAGGUCUGGGUGUUUUCUAUGUAUAAUAUCUAUUUAUUUACAAAUAAAAAUGUAUCCAUGUAUUUAAAUCGGUUGUCUAGUAUCCAUAACUCAAGCUCUGCUUAGCUUGGGACUAGAUGGCGCUGUGUGAAUUGUCCUGAGAUAUUAUAAUUACUGAAUGUAACUUAAUUUUCAACACCGAAAACCGAUGACUUAAAAUGGAUUUAAUAUCAUCGGUUUUUCGGCACAUAAAACACGUGCUUCAUUAUCAUUACAUAUUAUAAAGUCGCUGUCGCUGUCUGUGUGUGCUUAAAUCUUCAAAACUACGCAACGGCUUUUUAAACUGUUUUUUU